CUAAAAUUAUACAAAGCUCCACGCAACUUUUUACCCGGAUAUCUUAGGUUCGGAUCCUCAAAAAACCUUUCGUCUGCUCGCAGAUCGAAUCAACUAAUGAGGUUCUACGGGGUACUGGUCUGUGUCUUAUGAUCUUAUCACAAGAAAGUUUUUUUUUUUAAUUUUAAAUUUUUAGAAAAAAAUCACAAUAAAGUUUUUUUUUUUUUUUUGGAACAAAUGUGGCUUCCCUUUCAAAAACCAUCUUUUGGCUUUUCUAUCCAUCAUAAUCGCUGAAGUGAAAUCUACUUCUAAUUAUCUCUUUGAUCUCGAGCAUGGAAAAUCUAAUUCUGGAAGGAUUCUACUACCCAGCUUUCUUCUCUAUGUUCUCCGUCAUAUACCUGAUUGCUUAUUUUCUAGUUUUUCGGAACUGGAACCCUAAGCAACGCCCGGAUGCGACAAGCUGCUUGAUCUCUCUGGCGCAUGGAACUCCCGCUGUCGUUUUGGCCUUAUUCGCGCUUUUCGAGAACCCUGCAAUCGGAUUCGCCUCCGAGAACUCCAAAUCUCAGAACUUGGCCCUUGACUUCAGCAUCGCUUACUUCACCGUCGACCUACUUCAUUACCUUGUCCUCCUCCCCAGUGAUGUCCUUUUCAUUGCUCACCACCUCGCCACCCUCUUCGUCUUUGUUACCUGCAGGUACCUUGUUUUACACGGCGCCUUCGCAAUUCUGGUCCUUUUGGUGCUUGCUGAGGUCACCAGCGCUUGCCAGAACAUCUGGACCCUUGCCGGGCUCCGACGAGGGGACCUGGCCGUGGCUGCCAAUGUGUAUCGGAUUCUUUCACCACCGUUCUAUGUUUUGUAUUCGAUCAUGAGGGUAUUUCUCGGGCCUCUGUUCUUCUUGAAGAUGAGCAUCUACUAUUUGAGUGGUGAAUCAGAUAGUGUGAUUCCUAGAUGGGUUUCGGUUUCUUGGAUUGUGGUUGUUGGUGGAGCUAUAUUGGUAAGCAUCUUGUGGAUCUCGAAUCUAUGGGUGGAGCUGGUUAGGGAAAUGAGAAAAAAGGGGAUCAGUGAGAAGAAAGAGAGGUAGAUAUGGUUGCUCAUAGCGCUUAUUUAACAAGUUGCUUUGUUCUUUCUGUCCUGACAAGCUUCUGAUGUUGACAAACAACAGCGUUGACAGUUCUUCUAUUAUGAGUUAAUAUGACAUGUAACAAUCACCCAAAAUAUGAAGAGUUUAUUGAUCUUCUAUUUUAUGAUUAUAUGUAUUAACUUGUUUGUUCAUUCUGGUUUCAAAAAUUAAGGUGCAGUGCAAACCUUUGGUAAGUUGCUCCAUCAUAUGCUCGUCUAUAUGGUCUGUUCACUUAUAAGGAUGUUAGAAACAAUCUCGACAUUGAGGAUGGUGAUGAAAUAUAUCCUUCUUAGUGCUUUGAUGGUUGAAGUUUCAUCCUCUAUUGAGGUGUAGACACGAGAAAUAAGCCUAUUGCACAAUAGUAUUGAAAAAGAAAGUAACAUGCCAGGUAGUUAUAUUUGACAUUUGGAAAAUACUAUAAUAUCUUCAUAUGUUCUCUGUUCA
Dendrobium catenatum is the source of this 1544-nucleotide messenger RNA. RefSeq names its product TLC domain-containing protein At5g14285-like. The coding region runs from base 312 to 1061 and encodes 249 amino acids. Gene Ontology annotation, cellular component: membrane. Lineage: Eukaryota; Viridiplantae; Streptophyta; Magnoliopsida; Asparagales; Orchidaceae. The transcript has a single exon. The record is from RefSeq and is a predicted model, not a curated record.